GGAAAUUGAUAAUUAUAGUUUUGUAUCACCUCAGCCGUGGAGCUCACCAUGCUCUAUUUGCAAUGAAAAACAUGGGAAUUAUGGAUUACAUGGCAAAUGGUAUAAAAAUGAAACAGAAUAUUGCCUUACCUGCAACAGUUUAAGCAAUGAACUCAA
Dentiscutata heterogama is the source of this 156-nucleotide messenger RNA. NCBI's taxonomy places the organism in Eukaryota, Fungi, Glomeromycota, Glomeromycetes, Diversisporales, Gigasporaceae. The record is from the annotation of a GenBank genome assembly.